ACAAUGUAUCCCGAAGCAACUGACAAUGUUCCCACACUAAGUCGUCGUGGUAAAAUGGAAUGGGUUCCGUUACCUCAGUCAGUUCACGCUGCGAACACGAUCAAUCCGAUUAGAAGAAUCGCUGAUGCAGUAUCGGUAGCACCGAACCCAGAUAAGACACCAAUAAAGAUGCACCUUGGCGACCCAAGCCUAACUGGACGGCUUCCGCCAUGCCCGAUCGCUGUCGAAGCUGUACAAGAGGCUCUACUUUCUGAAAAGCAUAAUGGGUACGGUCCUGCUGUUGGAGAACUGGCUGCCCGAAUGGCUGUCGCCCAACGAUAUACAACAAAUGCGGCACCUAUAACAGCUGAUGAUGUGAUUCUUGCUAGCGGAUGCUCCCAUGCCAUACAGAUGGCCAUUGAAGGUCUGGCCAACCCUGGGGACAAUAUUCUGAUACCUCAUCCUGGCUUCCCACUGUAUUCUACGCUUUGCAGACCUCAUGGAGUAGAGGACCGAGCAUAUAAACUGGACAUGAAAAAUGGGGGGCUGAUCGAUUUGGAGCACCUUGAAUCGAUGAUUGAUGAACGAACACGCGCCCUAGUCAUCAACAAUCCUGGCAACCCUACGGGUGUCGUAUUCCCCAAAGAACAUCUGGAGGACAUCCUGGCGUUGGCAUAUCGUUACCACCUCGUGAUCAUCGCCGACGAAAUCUACGGGGAUCUCACCUACGACGGUGCGAUGUUUCACCCAAUUGCAUCGCUCUCUCCUAAGGUACCAAUCAUAACAUGUGAUGGCAUCGCAAAACGUUGGAUGGUACCCGGAUGGCGUCUGGGAUGGCUCAUCGUUCAUGACCGUUACCGGGUAUUAAGCGAAGUUCGAAAAGGAUUGGUCGCCCUGUCGCAAAAGAUCGUCGGUCCAUGUGCUCUCGUCCAAGGGGCGCUACCUAAGAUUUUGGCAGAAACUCCUGAAGAGUACUUCGAAUACAAUCGUCAAGUGAUCUCAAAAAAUGCCAAUAUUGUAAGUAAACUACUGAAAGGACUGGAUGGAGUACACUGUCUGCAACCUCAUGGAGCCAUGUACAUGAUGAUCAGCAUCGACAAGUCCAUGUACGGAGACGACAUUAAGUUCGCAUCGGAUCUGAUU
Haemonchus placei is the source of this 1122-nucleotide messenger RNA. Lineage: Eukaryota; Metazoa; Nematoda; Chromadorea; Rhabditida; Trichostrongylidae. The record is from the annotation of a GenBank genome assembly.